Molecule: messenger RNA, 1117 nt
Organism: Harpia harpyja (harpy eagle)
Lineage: Eukaryota; Metazoa; Chordata; Aves; Accipitriformes; Accipitridae
Gene: NSMCE1
Product: NSE1 homolog, SMC5-SMC6 complex component
Exons: 9
Coding region: 148-948 (266 amino acids)
Biological process (GO): double-strand break repair via homologous recombination; DNA damage tolerance
Cellular component (GO): Smc5-Smc6 complex; nucleus
Molecular function (GO): ubiquitin-protein transferase activity
Source: RefSeq, a predicted model, not a curated record
ACUAGCGAGGGGCGGGCACUGCCGGGCCCCGGCCCGGCCCGCUGCCGAGCCGAUCGAUAGCAGGCGGUCGCAGCGAUCGCCGAGCUGUCGAGCAGCGGGGUUGCAGCGGCGCCGGAGGCCGCAUUUGAAGCCUGGUGGAAUACUGCAAUGGCAGCUCAGAUGACUGAUGCUCAUCGGCGGUUCUUGCAGGUCCUGAUGUCUCAUGGGAUAAUGGAAGGAUCAGAGGCUAGGAAAUUACACAGGCGCUGCUGUGAAAUCCAUAAAGAACUGUUUCAGAGAGUCUACUACGCACAUGAUAAACUGGAUGAUUUCAUCAGUACCAUUAACAGCCAUCUACAGCCUUUGUUUAUGCAGAUCCGGAAAGGAAUGUCAGAAGGUGAUGGGAGAGCACAUUAUGCUUUAGUGAAUUUGGCAGAAACUGAAAUAACUAAAAUGGCAUCGGACUAUACAGAAAAUGAAUUAGAAUUGUUCAGAAAAACAAUGGACCUAAUCAUCUUAUCAGAAAAUGGCUUUGCCUCUUCUACAGAUAUUUUAAACUUGACUGACCAACUGAAGACAAAGAAAAUGAAGAAAAAGGAAGCGGAACAAGUGCUGAAAGUUUUUGUGGAGGAUAAGUGGCUCUCUGAGAGAAAUGGAGAAUAUACUCUGCAUACUCGCUGCAUAAUUGAGAUGGAACAAUACAUUCUCAGCAACUACCAAGAUGUGGCAAGGAAGUGUAACAUCUGUCACAGCCUUGCCAUCCAGAGCCAAGUAUGUGAAUCCUGUGGAAUUGGAAUGCAUUUACCUUGUGUCAGAAAGUACUUCAGAGCUCAGACUGAACCACGCUGUCCGCAGUGUAAUGAUUUCUGGUCUUGUGACAUUCCAGGUAUGAGUCGGAUAGACACCCAGUCACCAUCAAAAACAGGGAGAGCAGAGAAGAGCUUCAUUCUUGGCACUAGACGAUGCUAGUAAAACUCGCUUUCAGUGAAAACUUUUUUCCCCACUCGCAGAAUAGCUGGACUGUAUUGUAUUCAUUAGUAACAGUGCGUUUUUCAGUGUACUUAUUUUUUCCUGAAGUUUUAAGGAUUUUACAAUAAAACCAACAUCCUGAAUGAAAGAAUCUUACAAAAAAAAAUCA